Suillus clintonianus is the source of this 1146-nucleotide messenger RNA. RefSeq lists its product as uncharacterized. The record is from RefSeq and is a predicted model, not a curated record. Lineage: Eukaryota; Fungi; Basidiomycota; Agaricomycetes; Boletales; Suillaceae. The transcript is spliced from 8 exons. The coding region runs from base 1 to 1146 and encodes 381 amino acids.
AUGUCGCACGUCGAGGACAGCAACGAGGACCAGCAGGAGUGCAACCAGCAGUCCAAAACUGCGGCAGCAGCUGUGGAGGCCCGACAAAGACGUAGAAUUGCGCAGCUGGAGCAGCAGCUGGAGACUCUCGAGUCGGGGCGUGCAGUUAAAGAAAGGCAAUCCAACUAUUACAUGUCUCAAGGAAGGGCCAUCAGGCGCAUUGUUACUCUAUUCGAUAAUGUCGAGGACCUCGUCGCUGAAAACGAUCGACGAUAUGAUCAUGAUGAUGACGGCGACCAGGAAAACUACUCUCGAGUAAGUUUUCACCGUUCAAAUAGGCUGCAAAUAGGGUACCACGCACUCACUAUCGCAUUGCCGUGGUUCUGUCAGAAGGGUACGGAGAUGGAGAUUGGCGACUAUGUGCACCUAUUGAAAAUACUUCGGCAGGGCGCCGACAGUGCUCGAGGUGACGACACUUCGAAACUUAAGGCUCUCGUUGCCGAUUGGGUAAAUCGCGAAUUUAAACCAAAUCCCCCUGUCGACUCCGAUGAUAAGCAUUCCCGUGGAUUCACCAACGAUGUGUGCGGCAUGCUGCUCUGCCCAGCCGAGCUCGAUUGGAAAAAUCCAGUGGUGAAGGCAGCAAUUCGAGAUCGCGCAGAGGGUCACAUCGUGACAGAUCUUUCCUUCCCGGCAUACCUGUAUGAGGGGUACACUGCCAACCCCGACGAUUUGGAAGAGGGCCUUUUUAAGGGCAAACUCCUUAUUCAGGGUUACAAAGCGGUGUUCACGUCGCCUUCCUCGGCAAAGGACGUCGAAGGUGACGGCGAUGGUAUAGAUAUCAUCGAGAACAACAGGUGCGCUAGGAGGUCUUCCUCCGGCCUCAAGGUCAAGAAACACGUGCGAUUUGCACUUUCCUCUGUUACUUCUUGGCGGUCCGUUGAUGGCGACUUCGACUAUAUUCAGUUCUGGCGAACAAUUGUCGAUUUUUUCGAAAAGCCCCCUGGCCGAGGAGCGCGUCGCAGGAUUAACAAGCUCCUUGAGUGGUGGACCAGGAAAGUUUUCGGAAGGAGUCACCGUGAUGACAUUAGCAACGCGACAAAGUCCAACAUGUCCGUCAACGCUCUCGCACAGCAGAGGGCGCAACGUGAUGAUGCCGAUUUCGAUUGA